Rana temporaria (common frog) is the source of this 3890-nucleotide messenger RNA. It is a transcript of the gene ADAR, whose product is annotated as adenosine deaminase RNA specific. Gene Ontology annotation, biological process: RNA processing; adenosine to inosine editing. Gene Ontology annotation, molecular function: double-stranded RNA adenosine deaminase activity; double-stranded RNA binding; tRNA-specific adenosine deaminase activity. Lineage: Eukaryota; Metazoa; Chordata; Amphibia; Anura; Ranidae. The record is from RefSeq and is a predicted model, not a curated record. Bases 82 to 3483 code for a protein of 1133 amino acids. The transcript is spliced from 14 exons. Gene Ontology annotation, cellular component: cytoplasm; nucleolus.
GUGCUGCCUCUUGUGGACUGUGCCGUGAAUUGUCAGUCGCUUGUGUGUUUUGUCUCGACAGGGCCACUGCUCACCUGUUGUAUGAUUGGAGGGCUCCCCAUCGCUCCCUUUUGCCAUCUCUCUGCAUGCCUGGCAAUGAGUGCAGCGCCGUACCGAGGGCGACAUGCUAGUCAAGUGCACAAAAGCCGUGGCUUCAACCACUCCGCUAACUAUGUCUCUUUGCCUAACCCUUUCCCCCCACAGGAACAACAGCAAGCCUACCUAAGAGCACAGCGAGAGUUUCUGCUCAACGGUCAACCGGAAAUCCCUUUUGGCCACCCUGCCUGGAACUCCUACCGGACUCCGCCAAGGCAGCACCCGGCCUUCAAACAUCCCCAGCGACCUCCGCUAUUUCCACACCACCCCCCUCCACCCCGUCCUGCUCGCCCAUUUCCUGCGGGCCCUGCUCAGAGAACCCAUCACUUGGCCCACCAGUUUGAUCAGCUUUCCUUGUCGGGCGACCCUUUUGUAGACCGAUUGGUCAGAACCUUCAAAGAGCUCGGUGAGGGAAACUACCACUCGGCGAAAGACUUGGCCAGACACCUAAGAGCCGAGAAAAAAGUCGUCAACCACCACCUGUACAGACUAGAAAGAAGUAACCUUGUGUGCAAAGAAGGCGAAAAGCCACCACUUUGGAGGCUUGUGUCUCGCCAUCGGCGCCCAGAGCAACCGCCAGUCCAAGCGCACGCACCCCACCAGGCAGCGUGUUCGGUAGAAGAAUUUGCCUCGUGUUCAGAGUCUGACCCCUCGCCUGAAACCAUGGCUGAAAACCGCGAGAAGAUCUGCGAGUUCCUGCUCCAGUCUCCGGCCUCCACGUCGGCCACCAUCCGGAAGAACAUAGGCGUCUCCAAGAUCACCGAGGUCAACCAGCUGCUCAACACCCUGGAGAAGGAAGGAGAAGUCUCCCGCCAGGGCAAUCCCAUCAAAUGGUCGAUCACAGACAAGAAGCGGGAGAGGAUGUUCCUUAAAAAGCGGGCAGCCGAAAUCCACGAAGGAGAGGCAGUAAAAGACGAGGUUGAGCCCGCCGCGCCGGUUAAUGUUGAAAACGGGCAACAGGGGGCGGCACCGGACGCCGCGAACGUAACGCCCAAAGAGGAAAACGUGGACACGGAGAUGAAGGUGGAGCCAGAGACGAACGCGGAUGAGCCGCCAGCAAAGCGGAUGAAGGAGAGCGCCAUAGACGAUUACGAGAACGGGAGGUGGACCGGAGACGAGAUGGGGGAAGACCAGAACUGCCUCGGCGCCGACGGCCUCGGCUUUCCAGUGCCACAGUACCGGGAGCCUAUUAAGGAGCUCACACGGCUGGAGAAGCUGGAAGCAUGCCAGGAGAAGAACCCGGUGAGCGGGCUGCUGGAGUUCUCCCACCACUUCUCAGAGCAAUGCCAAUUUGUGCUGCUAGAACAGAGCGGACCAUCUCAUGAUCCCAGGUUCAAGAUGCAGGCAGUGAUCGACGACCGUCGCUUUCCUACAGUCGAGGCCAACAACAAGAAAGCCGCCAAGAAAGAAGCCGCUUCCCUCGCCCUACGCAUCCUCCUUCGGGAGGAGCAAGGCGGGACAGAAGAGGAGGUCCUCGCCGAGCGCAGCGCCGCCCCCGAGAUGCAGGAGGAAGUGCAAAAGAAUGUUCAGCAGCCAUCUGCGGUUGGAGGGAAGAACCCGAUCAGCGUUCUUAUGGAGCACAGCCAGAAGCUGGGCAACAUGUGUGAAUUCCAACUGCUGGGCCAAGAAGGACCUCCCCAUGACCCCAAGUUCACAUACUGCGUUAAGAUGGGUGAACAGUGCUUCCCAACGGUGAUCGCCAACAGUAAGAAAAUGGCCAAGCAGCUCGCCGCAGAGGUCGCGGUAAAGCAGCUCCUCGGUGAGAACGCCCUGUGCCCUGAUAAGGUGGAACCCCCUGCCCCUACCCCCGUCGCUGAAGCACCCGCUAUAGAAUUUCCACCAGUGCCAGAACUUUCCAUGGAAGACAUCAAGAUGGCUCAGGCCUCCGGGGUCGGCGACUACAUCAAGUAUCUUAACGCCAACCCCGUCAGCGGCCUUCUGGAGUAUUCCCGAGCCAAGGGCUUUGCUGCUGAAUUUAAAAUGGUCAGCCAGUCUGGUCCGCCACACGACCCCAAGUUUGUGUUCCAAGCCAAAGUUGGUGGUCGGUGGUUCCCUCCGGUGACUGCAUCCAAUAAGAAACUGGCAAAAGCAGAGGCAGCCGACGCCGCUCUGAGGGUCCUUAUUGGAGAGGCGGAAAAAGCCAUCCGAGAGGGUGACAGCAUAGCGGAGCUCCCAGUCACCGGCAGCACGAUUCACGACCAGAUUGCCAUGCUGAGCCACCAAAAGUUUAACACCCUGACGGCCCGGAUCCAGAACAGCCUCCUUGGAAGGAAAAUCUUGGCGGCCAUCAUCAUGAAGAGGAACAGCGAUGACCUGGGCACGGUGGUGAGCAUCGGAACCGGUAACCGUUGUGUGAAGGGGGAGGAGCUGAGCCUGCACGGCGAAACGGUCAACGACUGCCAUGCUGAGAUCAUUUCCCGGAGAGGUUUUAUUCGAUUUUUGUAUGACCAGCUGAUGAAGUACAAUCCCGACACACCAGAAAACAGCAUAUUCGAGGAAUCCGAAGAGCUACUCCGCAUCCGCCCCGGCAUUACCUUCCACCUCUACAUCAGUACGGCUCCCUGCGGAGACGGGGCACUCUUUGACAAGUCCUGCAGUGACCAGCCAUGUGCGGAGGGGGACAAGAAGCACUACCCGCUAUUCGAGAACCCCAAGCAAGGAAAACUGCGCACUAAAGUGGAGAACGGUGAGGGUACAAUUCCGGUGGAGUCCAGCGAUAUUGUUCCCACCUGGGACGGUAUUCAGCACGGUGAGAGGCUUCGCACUAUGUCUUGCAGCGAUAAGAUUCUGCGCUGGAACGUUCUCGGCCUCCAGGGCGGCGGCCUGUCGCAUUUCAUCGAGCCCGUCUAUCUCAGCUCCGUCACUCUCGGUUACCUGUUCAAUAAGGGACACCUGACCCGAGCGAUCUGCUGCCGGAUGUCUCGGGACGGAGAGAGUUUCCAGCAAGAGUUGCCAGACCUCUACCUUGUCAACCAUCCAGAGGUCGGUCGUGUCAGCGUAUACGAUUCCCACCGGCAGACUGGGAAGACGAAGGAGUCCAGCGUGAACUGGUGUCUGGCUGACGAAGAGGUUGAAGUUUUGGACGGAACAAAAGGAAAAGUAGAAGGGGGUACACAGGACGUCUCCCGAGUCUCCAAACACCACAUGUUCAACCUGUUCCAAAAACUUUGCUCGGCGCGCGACCGCCAAGACCUCCUAGCGUUCACCUCCUACAACGACAUCAAGGCCGCCGCCACCUCCUACCAGUCAGUCAAGGGACUGUUCUUCAGAGCCCUGCGAGACAUGGGCUACGGCAACUGGAUCAGCAAACCACAAGAAGAGAAGAGUUUUAACUUAAGCACGAUGUAACGACCCGGCAAAACCUGUUCUCGGUUUAUUUUAUUUUUUGUUUGUUUUUUGUAAUGGAAUGUCACAAGUCUGCACUGAAACAAGGGGGGGGAGGGGGGAGGAGGUGAUUGGAUUCUGCCAGGAUUCCCCUAGAAAAAAAAAACAGCAACUUCGAUAUCCCCCGACUGACCGCCCCAUCACUCCCCGAGUCUUAGUUUUUUUUUUGUUUUUAAUAACGUCUGUUAAAUGUUUCGUCACGCACAAAGCCAUUUUCAUUAUCUUGUUGUAAUGUAGUUUUGGAUCGAAUUGAUUUGUUUGUGCGACAAUUUUUUUUUUUUUCUUUUUUUUAACUGACUUCUGCAUCAUAGAUUUGAUCUUUGACCCCCUUGUCCAUAAAUAAAAGUGGUUCUUGGGCUGCGGAACACACA